CUGUUCUGCCUGGCACUGGGGUAGAGAAUGUGAAGAGGGCACAGCUUAUCAAUCUGUGACGCUAGCACAGUCACUGUGGUGAUCAUGAGCAGACAUGUGGACGAGCUAUAUGCACACACAAUACCCUGCCAAGAUGUCAACAACACUACUUCUCUCACUACAGUGAGUAUUACACAGUGGAAGUCUCUGCUUCUUUAUGGUUGGGUCUAUGCUGUCUUUCUGCCUCCAGCGUGAAGUCAGGAUCUUCUACCAUCUACACUGAGAAGAGGUUCAUCCCUGAAAGCCACUUUCACAUUUUGCAUGAAAGGAAAUUUCCUUGAAGUUGGAAUAUUUUUACGUGAAACAACAUCUCUUCUACAAAAUGAAACAACAAGACCAAACAACUUCCAAACUAACAAUUGUAAUGCAUUGACUCAGGAUGUCUGAUGGGAUACACAUGGACAGACACCAAGUGAGUAACUGUUUUCAAAGAAGUUGAGUUAGCAUAGUUGUGGCAAAUAAUAGAAAACCGUGACUGUGAAAUACUAUUUGUCAAGAUUAGUUUGAAUCCUCUUAUAAGGUUGUAUUUUAAUCAUCCACCCAAAUUCUGCAUAAUCUUUAUACAAGGUGUCAGUCUGGUUUUGGGCCUGCUGAGGUGUAGCCACUGCCCAUUGUCAUGCCUGAGAUGCAGACCCUCUACCAGCCCCACCACACCAUUCGUCACACCCCAGGUCUCUACCUGGAACCCACCCUGAUGCGGAGGCGUGUCCUGGAAGAUCAAGUGGAGCUGUGGUGGUUCAGAGAGCCACGCCAAUCCCUGUUGUGCUACUGUGCCUCGGUAGCCCUCAUACUGGGGCUGGGCCUGGGUGGCGUGGGGCUCCUCUCCACCUCCACCAGCCUCUCUGGGGAGUGGCGCCUUGGGGUGGGCACUACGCUCUGCCUCUUAGCCCUGGCUGUUCUGCUCAAGCAGCUUCUUAGCUCUGCCAUCCAGGACAUGAACUGUGUGCGCAGUCGACGUCGGAUCAACCAGCUGAAGAGCGGCGGCAGGGCUGACCCGGCACUGAUCUUUGCUGUCGGGCUGGCAGUGAUGCUCUGUGGGACGGUGCUUCUCUGUGUGGCCACAAUCGGCAGCCAAGAUUAUGACAGCAAGGAAAUGUUAUUGUCUAGUCUGGUGCUGAUGGCUGCAGGGGCAGGCAUGGCUCUGGCUGUAGUGGUCUACAGUGUGCUCAUCUACCUUAAAGGAAGACGAGAACAGAGGAGGAGGAUGAUGAUGAGAAUGAGCAGACCAAGGAGGCUGCGGAGUCGAGCUGUCAGGGUCUCAGGAGGACAGAUGAGCCAGCCCAGGAGAGAGACAUCCUCCAGCAGGACAAGCCUGAUCUGAAAGGACUAAAUUGGCAGAAUGUCUCAGAGAAAAAGGAUCAAAGAGUCUGUGAAAUGAAAGAUUAGAUGAACUCUGUCUAGCAGAUGUACAAUAAGCAGAACAAAUUUACAAAGAGAUGAAUUUAGGUAGAUUUAAUCUUGGACUUCACAGUGGUUGGGGCACAUGUCCAGUCUUUUGUUACCAUUAAAAUAACACUAUGUCUAUGAUCAUCAUCAAAAGAAUAUCUGCAAAUAAUGUGCAACUGAACAAUAGAAUGUUGCAACACGUUCUUUCAAAAAUGGCUCAAUAAUCUGAAUGCACCAUUUUGAUACAUCUGAGUAGUUAUGGUUGAAAGUGAAGACUCAGUAAGUGUUGACAUCAAAACAAAACUUUUUAAUAACUGUGUUGCGUAUAUUUUCAGUGUUGAUAAUAUUUCUGUUCUCUACCACUGACUCAAAGGUCAAGGUUGGAAAGGUGAAUGAAAGAAUGAAUGCAUAUGAAAUUGGAAUUAGAAAGAAUUCAUUUUUGUUUUUGCACUUUACAAACAAAUGCAUCAAAAUACUCUUUUAUAUCUUACAUCAUGCCUCUCACACACAUCAGAUACGUUUACACUGAAAUCCAUACCUUUCUGCACAUUCAGACUAAUACAAAGGUGAUGAUGUAUCAAGUUGUUUCACCUUUUUCUUGUUGGUUCAGAGCCAAAAUAUAAUCAACCAACCUUGUAACUUGAUUGACAGGCUAAUAGCUCAUUUGCAGGGUAUGAAAAGCAACUUCCAAAAACUUGCAGAUGGAUAUACACAUAUUCAUUAAAAAAUUAAAAAAAGAUUUCAGCUUUAUAUAUAUAAUAUAUUGUCAAAUGUGACGUCAGCAAGUUGUUGCCAGCUUUGAACGUCUAUACCUUUCUUUAGUCACGUCGGUCAUUUGUUUAAAGAACGUUACAUGUUUCAGUCUAACAAAGUUUGCUGAAUCUGCCUUUGUGCACCCAGCCUACGUAUAUGAUGAGAUGUGAACUACCAUACUGUACUCAAAUGAACUCCACGACAAGCAGUAACAUUUUUCAAAGAAAUCAAUUAACUUUCAUUAUUACUUUCAUUGUAUCCAUCAUCAAACGCUUCUCCUGCGUACAGGGUCGCGGGGGAGCCAAUCCCAGCUACUUACAUUGCAUCAUACUAUUUAAAUAUGCUCAUGUUGGACACAAGUCCAGUCAUUAUUUCAGCUUCUAGAGGUUUUGACUACUGUGCACUUCAGCAGUUCCAAAGCUAUUGGUCUGGACCCCUCCAAGGGGUCACAGGAUAAUCUUGGCUGCAAAGAUUCAUUGGAACAGGAAAAAAGGAAAAAAUAGUUUUCUUUCUUUAAACGUUGUUUCUUUUCUUGUGAUAUCUGUAGUUUUGCCCAGCAAAACUAUAUUGGACAAUAUGUCUUAUUUAAACAAUUGUUUAAAUAAACAAUUGUUUAAAUAAGACAAUUUAAUAAUUUAAAUAAUUGUUUAAAUAAGACAAUAUUAUGAUCCUUUUUGAUGGGAACUUUCACUCUGGUGGAAACUUUCACAGUUCAUAGACAUAUGCAAGGCGUGACAAGAGGUUCCAGACUGAUUCAUUUAAAGGGGGCACAAGCCAGAAAGGUUCUGUUCAACUGUCAAUCAAGUUCUCUACAGUGUCAUUUAUUUUUUGUUGUAAACCAGCUGUUUUUGAUGAAGUCUCCCUUUAUCUAAUCACGCUAUAGUGAACUCAAGGUCAUCAUCGCUGUCUUCUAUCCCUUCCUCCCCCUCCUCCACCUCCUCCUCCCCCCCCUUUCUUUCUCUCUCUGCCCUGUCUUUCUCACUGGUCUGGAUAUAGUUAUCCUCAAUGAAGCCAUCAUCAUCAUCAUCCAGUCCUCUCGGAGUCCCUC
Molecule: messenger RNA, 3226 nt
Organism: Micropterus salmoides (largemouth bass)
Lineage: Eukaryota; Metazoa; Chordata; Actinopteri; Centrarchiformes; Centrarchidae
Gene: tmem125b
Product: transmembrane protein 125b
Exons: 1
Coding region: 656-1360 (234 amino acids)
Source: RefSeq, a predicted model, not a curated record